AUGUCGAGCACCGGCACCUCAGUCUCCACCACCACGUCUGUUAAACCCCGAGCGAAGGCCCCAAGUCUACUGGCAUGCAUCCCAUGCCGGAAGAGCCACUUGAAAUGCGAUGGCCAAAGGCCACUCUGCAGCAGAUGUGCCGAUCGCAAGGGGGGAUGUUUCUGGGUCGAUUCCCGUCGCGGCUAUCGUGAAUUUCGCAGGUCGCAGGGUUUCACUGAUGAAAGGCGCGAAGGCCAGCUCACAGCAGACGAAAUCCUGCCAGAGCCCCAAUCCCAAUCCCAAUCUAUCGCUACCCCUGCACAGAAUGGCACUCGGGGCUGGGAAGAGGCCGACACUAGCCGAAUGCGCGCUGCCAUCACCUAUCAGGAACUGUUCGCUGCAGAUUCAGCCUUGAUAACCGAUCCGUUCGGAUACCAGAACGCGCCCCUUGACAACUUGAUACCAACCUCCAGCCCCAGCAAUAAAAGCGAUUCCACCAUGUCCAUUACCCGCGAUCCCAAUCUGGCUCUGGUAGAUCCGGCCGAGGUCCAGUCGCACGAGCUGAUUGAACUCUUCUACAAACAUUUCUACCCGGCCCACCCUUUCAUCGUGCCGCGGAAGAUGUAUCUCGAGUCCCCUUCCUCCAUCCCACCCCCUCUGCGAGCGGUCAUCCGAUAUGUGGCCAGUCACUUCCUCCCUCACGCCAACCGCGUCGCCUUGGCCAAUGCUGCAAAGAUCAUCUUGUCGGACGACGUACCCGAUGAUGGCUACAAGGUCCAGGGCCUGCUUCUCUAUGCCUUUGUCUGUUAUGCGCGGUUCGACGGGGAUUCCGGGGCUGCCGGGUUGGAAAAAGCCGUCGAGACUGCAAUUCGAAUUGGAAUGAAUCGGGCCAGCUUCGCCAUUCAGUACGGCGAAAACAAUCCCACCCUGCAAGAAUCAUGGCGCCGUACAUGGUGGAUGCUUCUCAUCAUAGAGGGGCUGAUCGCCGUCAUCGGCGGUCAGCAACAGCCCUUCCGGACUUACUCGACACCCACAGAUGUGCCUCUGCCGGGACCCGAGGAAGACUACGACGAACUCCGGACGUCCUCGCAGCCGCGUAGCCUCGCCGAUCUGCGCAACCGCGCCUUCUCGGAAGAAACUUACGAGUUCUCCUCGUUUGACUACGCGAUUGAGGCUUCGUAUAUCCUGGGCUCGGUGUUAAACUUGGCCGCCGACACCUUCGCCGUGACAGACCCGCAAGUCGAGGCCAUCGAUGCCAGUAUUUCCAACUUCUUCCUGUCUUUGCCGCUGGAGCAGCGCGAGGUCAUCCGCCACGACGGCACGGUCGACGAAUGCCUGGUUGUUGCACAUAUCAUCAUCAAUUGGGCGGCCCUUGGUCUUCAUCGACCGCGAUCGACAUUGACCUUCAUUCGAAACCACUACCGCACCACCUGCACGAAACCCGAAGCCGCCGGCCUCCCGGCGCUGACGUAUGCCUCUCACACGGCCAAAGCUCUGCGCGCGGCCAACAAUAUCACGAACUUGGCAUCCAUCCAACGCCCGCUGAGCGACUGCACCCCGGUGCUGAUGUGCGCCUUGACCGCGGCCGCCACCGUCCAUUUGCCCGCGUAUGCCAUCGUCGAGCGCGCCGACCAGGCGAUGGCGAUUAAAGAACGUCUGCAGUUGAUCGUGUCGGCGCUGGGAUCUUUCGGCCAGUUCUGGCCCCGUGCAAUCGUCGCCCGAGGUCAGGUGGCCAAGUUUGCGCGCGAAGUCUUGACAAAGCCGAACAUCUUCGUCGACAGCUCAUCAUCGGCCAUGGUUCCGCAACUCGAGUCCGAUGCUGGUCCGCAGCUCGCGUAUCAACUACCCUUCAACAACGACGUCUGGGUGGACCAUGUUCUUCAUCCUGAACAGAAUGCCGACGGCCAGCUUGCAUGUCCAUCAUUGGGAAGUUUAUACGUGGCGCCGGCUCAGGCGCAGGGGGUGUGA
Capronia epimyces CBS 606.96 is the source of this 1947-nucleotide messenger RNA. RefSeq lists its product as uncharacterized. Lineage: Eukaryota; Fungi; Ascomycota; Eurotiomycetes; Chaetothyriales; Herpotrichiellaceae. The record is from RefSeq and is a predicted model, not a curated record. Bases 1 to 1947 code for a protein of 648 amino acids. The transcript has a single exon. Gene Ontology annotation, molecular function: DNA-binding transcription factor activity, RNA polymerase II-specific; zinc ion binding; DNA binding. Gene Ontology annotation, biological process: regulation of DNA-templated transcription; DNA-templated transcription.